Messenger RNA from Salvia hispanica, 1244 nucleotides. RefSeq names its product mediator of RNA polymerase II transcription subunit 6. Gene Ontology annotation, molecular function: transcription coregulator activity. Gene Ontology annotation, biological process: regulation of transcription by RNA polymerase II. The record is from RefSeq and is a predicted model, not a curated record. Gene Ontology annotation, cellular component: mediator complex. Lineage: Eukaryota; Viridiplantae; Streptophyta; Magnoliopsida; Lamiales; Lamiaceae.
UUUGGGCUUUUACUUUUCCGGGCAGUCAUUGCAACCAUGGCAGCAACGCCGAUGAUUCCACCGCCGGGAGAUGGAGGCGCGGUUCCACCAACUAUGGCUGCGCCGCCGCCUCCGGGAACAGACAUGACCAGCAUUUGCUUUCGCGAUCAGCUGUGGCUCAACACGUAUCCGCUCGAUCGAAACCUAGUUUUCGAUUACUUCGCCCUCUCCCCCUUCUACGAUUACUCGUGCAAUAAUGAGCAGCUUCGGAUCCGCGCGAUUCACCCCCUCGACAUCUCCCACCUCUCGAAGAUGACAGGAAUAGAAUUUAUGUUGAGUGAAGUAUUGGAGCCUCAUUUAUUUGUUUUUAAAAAACAAAAGAGGGAUGGACCUGAGAAAGUGACACCUAUGCUGACUUACUAUGUCUUGGAUGGAUCGGUAUACCAGGCGCCUCAGCUUUGCAACGUAUUCGCAUCUCGAGUUGGACGUGCGCUGUACCAUAUAUCCAAGGCAUUUAAUACUGCAGCGUCAAAGUUAGAGAAAAUUGGAUAUGUUGAUGCUGAAAAUGAGAGUGCAAGCUCGGAACCUAAAGUUCCUAAAGAGACCAUUAACUUCAAGGAACUUAAGCGUGUAGACCAUAUUCUUGCUUCACUGCAACGCAAGCUCCCUCCCGCUCCGCCACCGCCACCUUUUCCCGAGGGUUAUGCCCCUCCCACUGCUGAUGGGGAGAAAAGCUCCGAUGCCCAACAGGAACAGUUGGCGGCUGUUGAUCCAAUCAUCGAUCAAGGCCCAUCCAAAAGAAUGAAAGUAUAACAAGAGAUCUGCAUUUGUUCUAUUUAGAGAGCAGAGCACUAGCAGCCAGCAAAUCUUUAGGAACUAACCUUGUUGCAACUGGGAGCGUCUUUACACUUCCAGUACUGGCCAGUUUCUAACUCGCGAUAAACAGGUAUAGCCGAUGCUGACACCUGAUAUGGUUUGUCUCUAUGUUCUUUGUGGUAUAUUGUAACAUAGACAGGUAUAGUCAUUGCAUUUAAACCGGGUUUCUCAUUCCUUACAGUUGGUGUUUAUGGAAUGGAAUAUAUGCUUGAUUUAGGUCCCUUGUCUAAAUUAGAUCCUUAUAGAACUUAAUACUUGUUUGCGACAUUUAUGCUUUCGUUUUCAUUGUAAUCACUGUACUAUAAGCAAUUGUAGACGAGUACCUAUGAUCUCAAAGUCUGGCUGCUAACACUUUAAUAAGUACUAUGUUCCUAUUUAUUGGGGGAGUA